AGCCACAUUGAACGCACGCUACACUGCAAGAAAGGCAAGUAUAGGGGUGGCAGGUAGUUUAUAUUCACUGGAAACCGAGAACUUCACUCCUCCCAGCACUCCACACUAGGAGGAUGCUCACUGUCUGACUGACUGACUGGCUGCUGCUGCUGCUCAUUCCUUCUCCUACUCUGCCUGCCUCCUCUGCUGUGUCCUUGGGAGAAUUCUUCAGGGACAGUAUCCCUGCAGAGGUGAGAUCAUGGGACAGUCGAAGAAGAAGUUCCGCGGAGUCAGGCAGCGCCACUGGGGCUCCUGGGUCUCCGAGAUCAGGCACCCUCUCCUUAAGAGGAGGGUGUGGCUGGGUACCUUUGAGACGGCGGAGGAGGCGGCGCGGGCGUACGACGAGGCCGCCAUCCUGAUGAGCGGCCGCAACGCCAAGACCAACUUCCCAGUCGCGAGGAACGCCACGGGGGAGCUCACACCGGCGGCUGCGGUGGCAGGGCGGGAUGGCCGUGUCGGCGGCGGCAGCGGCAGCUCGUCCUCAAUGACGGCCAACGGCGGCGGGAACAGCCUGUCUCAGAUCCUCAGCGCCAAGCUCCGCAAGUGCUGCAAGACGCCGUCGCCGUCGCUCACCUGCCUCCGCCUUGACCCGGAGAAGUCCCACAUUGGCGUCUGGCAGAAGCGCGCCGGCGCACGCGCUGACUCCAGCUGGGUCAUGACCGUCGAGCUCAACAAGGACACGGCCGUGUCGUCGGCUGCGACGGUGGCAGCAGCAACAGCAGUGUCGUCCAGCGACCAGCCGACUCCGAGUGACAGCACAGUCACAACGACGUCCACGUCCACCACGGGCUCGCCGUCGCCACCACCUCCGGCAAUGGACGACGAGGAGAGGAUCGCGCUGCAGAUGAUCGAGGAGCUGCUGGGCAGGAGCGGCCCGGGCUCGCCGUCACAUGGGCUGCUGCACGGUGGUGAAGGUAGCCUCGUCAUCUGAAUUCCGGAAGAACAGGAAAGAAAUUGAAAAUGCAAGGUUAAAACAGCAUGAUCAGGUCACCAUCUAAGAUCAAGGAUCUGGUAGGGUGGUUGGUGCACAGGCAGUUAAGAUUGCUACAUAUGAUAGGUAUAUCUCUAUUACUACUACAUAUCCAGCUUAAUUAGGAAACAAUUAUAAGAUCGAUUACUACUGUGUGAAGUGAAGCUGUGUAUUUAUUAAAGACUUACUUGUAUGUACAAGACGUCCCCGUCAUUAUAGUCAUACUGGUGAAAGCUCUGCUAUGUAUCAACGUCAUCAGAGAUCAGACUACAUAUAUAUAAGUGGUGUCAACUUCUAAUAAAAGUAAAUAAAAACAUUGUAAUUGUGUA
Oryza sativa Japonica Group (Japanese rice) is the source of this 1338-nucleotide messenger RNA. Its product is annotated as ethylene-responsive transcription factor WIN1. Gene Ontology annotation, biological process: regulation of DNA-templated transcription. NCBI's taxonomy places the organism in Eukaryota, Viridiplantae, Streptophyta, Magnoliopsida, Poales, Poaceae. The record is from RefSeq and is a predicted model, not a curated record. Gene Ontology annotation, molecular function: DNA binding; DNA-binding transcription factor activity.